CCACAAUUUUUUUCCCUCUCCUAAAUCUUCGCACGAUAAAGAGAGAAUUCGUUCGCAGUCAGAUCGGGAAGGAAGCGACCGGAGGAACUCUCCAGAGAGCGAGAGAGAGAGAAAGAGAUAGCAGAACGAGGAGGCGAGGAGACAAGGGGAUUUCUGUGGAUCUAGGGUAAGGGGUGCUCUGGAGCCCUUUUCUUCAGGAAAGGCUUGUGUUUCCAUCCCAGCUGAAGAUGGCAGAUUGGAACCGAACCGCGAUUGAAGACAUUGCUUUUGGUAAUAUUGGUGAGAACAACAACUGUAGAUUGUCUGAUGGAGGUAGCAUACAAGAGGAAGAGCCCCUAGAACCAGGCAACUUCAUUGUUACACAUCAAAGUACAGAGACCGAUAUUGGAAAUAAUGCAGGGAACAAAGUGCCAAAGAACCAAGAUUCCGUUUGGAAAAAAGAAGGGACAAUUAUUCGCCCUUCUCUUGAAAAUGAAAGCUUCAGUAUAGUGAAAGGGGAUUGUCAAGGGCCUAAUCUCAGACAAAACAAUACAGCUUCACAAAACAAGUUGUGCAGCUCAAGCAAUCCUAGUGCAAGUAGGAAUGCUAAGGAAGAAACGAAUAUUUGCCAAUUGUCAUUUGAGAAUAAUUGCUCAGUCCACUCCAAAAUUACUUUUUUUGCAAAUGAUGAUCAAGAAAAUGAUCUUCUGUAUUACGAUUGGUCAGAUAUCAGCAAUUUUGAGGACGUUGAUCAAAUGUUCAGAAAUUGUGAUCCCACAUUUGGACAAUGGAGCAAUACAGAUGGACCAUCAUGGAUGUCUUCCUCAAAUGAUAUGUUUGGUCCAGAAGAUACGUUGACAUCAGCCUUUGAAUCUUCAACUUUAGAAUUCAAAGAAUUGGAGAAAGCACCAGGAUAUUGUGAAAACACCCAACACUUGCAUGAUUGCAAAACACCGCAGGUUGAUACUCAUAAGCAAUCUUGUUUGACCCACCAGUCCUUCAAGUCAAACGCAGAACAGGCAUAUGAUGGUGGCGGAGAGGACGAGAAUAAAUCAUCUCUAACACCAUUUAGCACAAAUAAUUUGGAUGAACAUGAGCCAGAGAUCAACAUCCAAACCCAGCAACUAAAUAGACAAUUCUCAUCUGAUGUGAAAGGAAAAGGUCUUGCAACUUAUCCUGUGCAGCUUCAUUCAAAGCAAGAUUGUUUUGCAAAAUCAAAUUCUUCAAGUUUCACGCAGUCCUUAGAUCCUGAUUUUCAUGUGGACAACAAACUUCUGUACCAGGAUCUUCUUUUGCGGACAACGUCCAGUACAAUAACUAACUGUGAACAAGAUAUUUCCUCGUCACUUGAAGUCUCAGCCCCUGUUGGCAAUAACACUUUCCAUGGAAUGGGGAAAGUACCCUGUCCUUUGUUAAAUAAUUCUGUCAUGAAACUGGAAGAAAUGGCGGGCAGACCACACAUAGGACCACCAGAUCUGGGUAAUUCAGUUAGGAAACACUAUGAUAAUUUUGGACAAAACAUUCACAAUGACCAAGGAAAUAUGAACAUAGAGCUUCAUGGAACAGAUAUGGACUCUGGAGUUGGGAAGAGCCCAUUCAUGGCUUCAGUUUUAUCAGAUGAUAUUUCUAUUAAAAUUAUCAGAUUCCAGCAGCUUCAGGGUGCCAUAGGUCAGUUGGAUAUUAGAACAAAGCUCUGUAUAAGAGACAGCCUAUACCGAUUGGCCAGGAGUGCAGAACAGAGACACAAAUUCGAUGCUGCAAAUGCUCAAGGUGCAGAUUUUAGAACAGGAAUUUAUGGUACAGGAACAUCAAGCAGGUCUGUCGAAUAUAUGGACAUAGAAACUGAGACGAAUCCCAUUGAUCGGUCUGUGGCGCACCUGCUUUUCCAUAAGGCACCCGAGAGUGUGAUGAGAACAAUUGAUGAUUCUACAUCAUUCGAGGCUGGCAUGAUGUGAUUCACAAUUGUGAUAGUAAGGCUGGGCUGGCGGUGGCAGCAUGACCAUCAGUCGACAGGAAGAAAGCUUCAGCUAAAGCUUUGACCUCCAUGGGCACAGGAGGUUUCCUGGCUCAAAUAUUGUAGAUAUCGAGUGGUAAAACCUUAUUGACAGAUCUCUAUGCUGUUAUUUUGGAUUACAGUCAUUGUCCAAUUUUAUUUUUGAGCUACAAUAACAGUUUGAUGCUCACACAGAUGUUAAUGCCAUUUAUAUACUGUUGAAUGAUCUCCGUGAGCGGUCAUGAUUCAGGUACCAUCACGUAUGUGUGCGGUGUGUGGCAGUAAGUAUUCAUUAUGUGGUUCGAGCUUUUAUGUUCAAAGCAAUAGAACACAAAAAUGCUUAGCAUUUUGAAUUA
Molecule: messenger RNA, 2328 nt
Organism: Zingiber officinale
Lineage: Eukaryota; Viridiplantae; Streptophyta; Magnoliopsida; Zingiberales; Zingiberaceae
Product: protein LNK1-like
Exons: 11
Coding region: 228-1934 (568 amino acids)
Biological process (GO): circadian rhythm; regulation of DNA-templated transcription
Source: RefSeq, a predicted model, not a curated record